CUGGACUUCAAGUCACCUGAUGACCCCAGCAGAUACAUCACCCCUGACCAGCUAGCUGACCUGUACAAGUCCUUCAUCAAGGACUACCCAGUGGUGUCUAUUGAAGAUCCCUUUGACCAGGAUGACUGGGAGUCUUGGCAGAAGUUCACUAGUAGUGCAGGAAUCCAGGUGGUAGGCGACGAUCUCACGGUGACCAACCCAAAGCGGAUUUCCAAGGCUGUGAGUGAAAAAUCGUGCAACUGCCUCCUGCUCAAAGUGAACCAGAUCGGCUCCGUGACUGAGUCCCUUCAGGCGUGCAAGAUGGCCCAGUCCAAUGGUUGGGGCGUCAUGGUGUCUCAUCGUUCCGGGGAGACUGAAGAUACCUUCAUCGCGGACCUGGUGGUG
Molecule: messenger RNA, 384 nt
Organism: Otolemur garnettii (small-eared galago)
Lineage: Eukaryota; Metazoa; Chordata; Mammalia; Primates; Galagidae
Product: alpha-enolase-like
Exons: 3
Biological process (GO): glycolytic process
Cellular component (GO): phosphopyruvate hydratase complex
Molecular function (GO): phosphopyruvate hydratase activity; magnesium ion binding
Source: RefSeq, a predicted model, not a curated record